AUGGCGGAACGAAAACCAUCUCAACAAGCCAUCAAGGGCGAGGCCAGGCCCAAGGAUGAUGUGGACCUUGCUACCAUCCUCGACGAAACUCAACGUGCAGAUCUCACCCUUCUUGUCGCCAACAUUACCGAGUCAAUGCGGAAACAGAUACUGGACAAUUUUGAUUCGCAGGCCGGACUGGACAAGUCCUUGCUGCGCGAAGGCAUGACCGAAGAUCAGAAGAUGAUGGUGGCUGACCCAGCCAAUGCCGACGUCUCGGCCUACGACAGAGAACGCAAACUCAAAGAAGAAAGUGAGAAGGAUCUGGCCACCUUGAAGAUGAAAACCAUCAAGAAGCAUGUUUUGAAAGCAUACGAUGAAUGGCGCGAGCAAGUCAUCCUACGGGUCGGGCAGGUCGUCAACAGUGAGCGAACCGCCAAAGAACAAGUCCAGAAGAACGCUGGCAAGGCCGACAUGGCAAGACCCCAGGCGACCGACACAACAGGCAAGGUCAUGGAUGCCCCGACAAAGACGGCGGCACUGAAAUUCAAGGAUCUGUUCCCACCGACUAAAACGCCAUUGACCAAGCUGCCCAUGGACAAGCGGACACUAAUACUCCAUUCAGUGCUCUUGCUCUUGCUAUCUUUGCAACAUUACAAUGCAUAUUCCCGUGUGCUCAUGUUGAAUCUGACGUCGUCUCUGAAACUCCCUCUAAAGACUUUUGAACAGGAUGAGUAUACUACGGCAAAGGGUCUUCUAGAGGCAGCCAAGGAGAUGACGGCGGAUGAAGAGAGGCGAAAAAAGGCAGACGAGAACAAGGAGUCAAGAAAGUGGAAGGUUGGCUUGGCCACUGCUGCUGGUGCCGCCAUUAUCGGCGUCACGGGUGGCCUCGCCGCGCCUCUUGUUGCCGCAGGGGUCGGCUCUGUCAUGGGAGGUCUUGGACUUGGUGCCACCACUGCUGCUGCCUACCUUGGCACUGUGGCUGGAAGCAGUGUCGUCGUUGGCGGGUUGUUCGGUGCUUACGGAGGGCGAAUGACCGGGCAAAUGAUGGAUAAUUAUGCACGUGAAGUCGAAGACUUCCAGUUCCUUCCUGUCCAUGGCAGCAGCAACAAGAAGACCAGUGAAGAUGACAACCAGGGCCCCAAGCAGGCCAGCGAGCAUGACCACAAACUUCGCGUCACCGUUGGAAUUUCAGGCUGGUUGACUGAAAAGGAAGAAGUUGUCAAACCAUGGCGGGUACUGGGCACUGGCGCCGAGGUGUUUGCUCUGAAGUACGAACUGGAAGCGCUGCUAAAUUUGGGCAACGCUAUGAACGGCAUGGUCCGAUCGGCGGCCUGGGGCUAUGCACAAAAGGAAAUUAUCCAGAGGACAAUUUUCGCCGAGCUGGCAGCUGCACUGUGGCCCAUUGGACUACUGAAGGUUGCUAGAGUGAUCGAUAACCCGUUCAGCGUGGCAAAGAGCCGAGCCGAGAAGGCAGGUGAAGUGUUGGCCGAUGCCUUGGUCAACCGCGCUCAGGGUGAGCGACCAGUCACCUUGAUCGGAUAUUCACUAGGUGCCAGGGUCAUUUAUACGUGUCUUAUGAACCUGGCCAAGAGGAAGGAAUUCGGCAUCGUCGAGAACGCUGUCCUGAUAGGCUCUCCCACCCCCAGUGACACCAGCGACUGGAGAGUCCUCCGUAGUGUUGUCGCUGGGAGGCUCGUCAAUGUGUUCUCUGUCAACGACUAUAUCCUGGGGUUCAUGUACCGCACAUCAGCUAUCCAGUUUGGUGUCGCCGGUCUGCAGAAAGUCGAAGGGCUCAGCGGCGUUGAGAAUUUCGAUGUGUCCGAAGAUGUCAACAGUCAUCAAAGGUAUCGAUACCUGAUCGGAGCAAUCCUCAAAAAGAUCGGCUUCGAAGAUAUCGACAUGGCUGCGGUCGAGGAGGAACAGCAGGCGCUCUUGAAGCUGGAGGAGGAUGAAAAGAAGCAAUCACUCCUGUCGCAGCGCAAAGCUUUGCAACGUCGUGAGUCGACGGGCGGAAAGCAGGACGAGGCCGCCGAAGCAGAGGCUGAAGCCGAUGAACUGGAGCAACAGGUUCAGGACCAGACACAGAAGAGCUUGGUGACAAGAGCCAUAGAGUACUUCUAUGUCCCCAGUGUUCCGAGCACUAAGGAAACAGAGAAGACUGUGGCAAAUUUGAAAGAGGCCGGACGAGACCCGGGUCAAGCAGGCAACAUCGCUGGCCAGACAGCUCAAGCCGCUCAAGACUCUACUCAGAGCUAUGCGUCAAGAUUAUACAAGAGUUUGCCUAGCAUGCCGUACGCGAAUCGGCCGACUCAAAGGACCCAAGCACGAGACACUGCUGGGCAAGCUACCAAGGCCGCGGACGGGGUUGGCGCUGAGGGUCAAGACAAGAGCAGAAACUACGUUAAGCAAGCCUCGUCAUAUUUGCAGUCGUUGCCUAGCAGCAUGCCGUCGUUUCCCAGAGGCGGCAGCAGCAGCAAUAAGGCCAAAAGCCAAACCGCAAAGUCGCCUGUGCCGCCUUCUCAGGGGCCCGCCACCACCGCUGUUGACUCUGCUAAAAGCGGAGCAAAUAGUGCUGCCGCUGCGGCCAAAGACACCGCGGGCAUUGUGUCUGACACUGUGACACCGACGGUACGAAACGCAUUAGAUCCGAAGGACAACCCGGCCGUGAAAUCGGCAACCCGCGCCGCUGACAAAACACCGAUCAUUCAUCAAGCCAAAGACCGUACACCUGCACCUGUGAAGAACACAACAGAAGAAGUUUCUGACGCCGUGGGCACAACUGCGCAAAAUGCAGGUCAGACGGUGCAAAGGGGACUUGAUACCGCAACUGGCAAGGCAGGCGAAGCAGGUCAGGCGGUGACAGGAGCAGCUGCGCAGGAUAGCAGCAAUGCAGAUCCCGGUAAGGGUGCUGGUGCCGCUCAGAGCUAUACCUUGCGAGCAGCGGCGUAUCUACCCAACCUGAACGUCAGCAUGCCGAGUCUUGGAUUCGGUGGAAGCGGCGCAGGCGCACAGGCAGGCCUAAAGGAGAACAGAGUCAAGCCUCCGAAACUCGAGAAGCGGCCGUCAGGUCCGGCUUCAGUUCUAUCUUCUUCAAGACCAGAUCUAACCAAGACACCAUCUGGCACACGGACACAAAGGACAGGAGGAGUCAAAUCUCCUCUUCCGAAACUUAACAGAGCUCCUCCAUCCCGUUCCAGUGGUACUGGUAGUGGAACAGGAGUCAAAUCACCUCCAAAGCUCGACCGUCUUCCCUCCGGCAUCAAGUCUCCGCCAGCCAAUCUCGAGCGUCUGCCAUCAGGUGUGAAACCUCCUCAACCUCCCAAACUCGACCGUCUUCCGGCUGGACCUAACAAAUCUGCAUCUGCAAUUGCAUCACCAUCACCUGGCAUUCAAACUCCACCCACGUCUGUGCCAUCACCCAGCUUGGGGGCCGGUCGAGGCGGCGGUCUUGCUUCACAGGCCCAGUCCCACGCGCAGUCGCAAGUCGACAAAUUGCGUGUCGGCUCACCGGCGUCUGCGUCUCUGCCGAAACUACCGCCGCGAAGACAGAGCUCGAAUCAGCAGCAGCAGCAGCAAAGUCGAACUGAAGGAGGAGGAAGCGGUAGUGGUGGUGGUAGAGGAGGUGGUGCCAGUGCAGCCAAUGUUCUUCCCGCAGUUCCUGGCGCAGACAUGCUCAAGCAUGCCGCCACCGACGCCGCCAGUGAGACCGUGAAGCAAGGGAGUGAUAUGCUUUCCGGGAUGGGACGGGCCGUUGGCUUCGGGCGAUGA
Molecule: messenger RNA, 3750 nt
Organism: Exophiala dermatitidis NIH/UT8656
Lineage: Eukaryota; Fungi; Ascomycota; Eurotiomycetes; Chaetothyriales; Herpotrichiellaceae
Exons: 1
Coding region: 1-3750 (1249 amino acids)
Source: RefSeq, a predicted model, not a curated record